Ilex paraguariensis (yerba mate) is the source of this 2436-nucleotide messenger RNA. The record is from the annotation of a GenBank genome assembly. Lineage: Eukaryota; Viridiplantae; Streptophyta; Magnoliopsida; Aquifoliales; Aquifoliaceae.
AUGGAAAAAGACAAUUUAACUGAGAACGCAAUACUGAAUUCUUCAUCUACGGAAAAGGAGGAGCAUUUACAUGAGGUUCAGAAAGAACACCAGGACAAGGAAAAUGUUUCUGAGAAGAACAUAGUGAAUUCUUCAACUGCAGAAAAGGAGGGAGAUACACCUGAUUCGCAGAAAAAUGAUCAGGAAAAGGAAGAUUCUUCUGAGAAAAAUACAGUUAAUACUCCAUCUGCUGAGAAUCUGGAGAGAAAGAAACUUGAUGUUCAGAGACAAGAUGAUGUGGAACCACUUAUGGAAGUAAAAUCGCUGAGCAUCAGGGAGGGAAGUCCUGAAGUAGAUAGUGAAAAGACUCUAGAUGACUUUAAUAAUAAGAUGGGUGAGAGUGCAGGGUUGGAGUCAGAAAAUGUUAGAGUAACAAACAAGAAUCUUGAGGAAAUUCUGUAUGAGGAGGAGGAGGCCGAGCCUGUAUUUGAUGGAACGGAGGUUUCUGGGAUGGAGGGUAACAGGAGUUCAUCUACCCGUUCUUUGGAUCUUGACUCAGAGACACAGGGACAUGCUUGGCCUGAGAAAGCAGUAGCCCUUACAAACUUCGUAAGGGAAAAGAGUGCUGUGGCGGUUUCUAGUGUUCUGCGUCGCCUUUCUGGGAAAAGUGAUGGUGGACAGGUCAUUCCUGAUGAAGAAGAUAACAACAAUAGCAACACUAAGGAGGUUGUGGAUUCUUCCAAAGAAAGUGAGGCCCAAGAAGCCUCUCAUAAAACAGUAGACAGAUCUGGGUGGAAUCCCCUUAGUUUAAUCGGGAUUUCGCGUGAUGCUAAUGCAGAAAACAAAGCUGAACAGAGGAAGGAUUUCAUCAACGAAUCAGCACUGCUCAUAGCCAUGAAAGGAAGAAUUAUAUUGUAUACGCGGUUAGGAUGCCAGGACUGCAAAGAGGCAAGGAUAUUUCUACAUCAGAAGAGGCUGAGAUAUGUUGAAAUCAACAUUGAUGUGUACCCUAAUAGGAAGCUGGAGUUAGAGAAGAUUGGUGGGUCUUCUGCUGUACCCAGAGUGUUCUUUAAUGAAGUCCUCAUAGGAGGGUUGACAGAACUGAAGGAAUUGGAUGGGUCUGGCAAGCUUGAUGAGAAGAUUGAGUUUGUAAUGACGGAAGGGCCAUCAUUUGAGGCUCCUCUGCCACCACUUUCUGGAGAAGAUGAUGUGUCCAGUAGUGGGGCUAUAGAUGAGCUAGCUGUUAUUGUUCGGAAAAUGAGAGAAUCUAUUGCUGUUAAGGACCGGUUUCACAAAAUGCGCAGGUUCACAAACUGUUUUCUAGGUUCAGAAGCUGUGGAUUUCUUGUCGGAAGAUCAGUACUUGGAAAGGGAAGAGGUGGUGAGAUUGAGAUUCGAUGGCACACAUGGUUUCAAUGGUGGUAGAGGGGGCGCUGGUGAUGGGGUCAGGGCCUUGCUAUGGUUAUUCCACCUGUUUAUGAAAUUAUGUCCUUUUCAUCCUUAUGGCCCAAUAAGUUUCCGUGGAUUGGCUAUUGAAUUUGGUCGAAAACUUGCAAGCAAGCACUUCUUCCAUCAUGUUCUUGAUGAGAACAUAUUCGAAGAUGGUAAUCACUUGUAUCGCUUCGUGGAUCAUGAUCCUAUUAUGUCCCAAUGUCAAAACAUCUCAAGGGGUAUAACUGAAAUGAAGCCAAAACCUAUAAUAGAAAUUUCAUCAAGGCUGAGAUUUUUGUCUUACGCAAUUUUUGAAGCCUACACAUCUGAAGAUGGAAAACAUGUUGACUACAGAAGUAUCCAUGGGAGUGAGGAAUUUGCAAGGUACUUGAGGAUAGUUGAGGAGCUACAAAGAGUUGAUGUCCAGGAUAUGCCCAGGGAGGAGAAGCUUUGUUUCUUUAUAAAUCUCCACAAUAUGAUGGCUAUUCAUGCAAUAUUGGUUUGGGGUCAUCCUGCUGGAGCCUUGGAGCGAAGGAAAUUACUUGGAGACUUCAAAUAUGUUAUUGGUGGGUGUCCAUAUUCACUUUCAGCUAUUCACCAUGGCAUUCUAAGAGGCAAUCAGAGGCCACCAUACAACCUAAUUAAGCCAUUUGGUGUCAAAGACAAACGUUUUAAGGUGGCUCUUCCUUACCCGGAGGCUCUUGUUCACUUCGCACUGGUUAGUGGUAACCGAUCUGGGCCUGCACUUCGAUGCUACUCACCUGGGAACAUUGAUAAAGAGUUGGUGGAGGCUGCUUGUAAUUUUCUAAGAAGUGGGGGACUCAUUAUUGAUUUGACUGCCAAGGUUGCAUCAGUCAAUAAGACACUGAAAUGGUACAGUGUGGAUUUUGGUAAGAAUGAGGUUGAGGUACUGAAGCAUGCAGCAAAUUACCUGGAGCCAGAGGAGUCUCAGGCUUUUCUGGAGUUGCUAGCCAACACUCAGUUGAAAGUGGUAUACCAACCUUAUGAUUGGGGAUUGAACUACUAG